Peniophora sp. CBMAI 1063 is the source of this 3255-nucleotide messenger RNA. NCBI's taxonomy places the organism in Eukaryota, Fungi, Basidiomycota, Agaricomycetes, Russulales, Peniophoraceae. The record is from the annotation of a GenBank genome assembly.
AUGCCUACUCCCUCACUCUUCCCGACUGGCCCAGAGCCACCCUUCGACCAACUUUCGCCGGAGGCCAAGUUCAAUCGCAUGGGUUCAUGGUUUUUGGGCAACCGCGGCGAAAAUGCUAGCAUCUUCCAAAACUCUAUGGCGUCCAUCAUCAAAAACGUCCAAGCUGGUCGAAAAGUUAUCUGGCCACAAGAUGCCCAAACCGUCACCGCUGAAAUGAUCAACUCGCCCGAGUUCCAAAGCAGUGUGACUUAUCUACAACAGUGCCUUGAAGUACUCGCGGGCGAAAUGUCCCUCAGCAGUGUCCCGUUUUACUCGCCUCGCUACGCUGGCCAUAUGAGUACCGAUAUCUCUUUGCCCGCCGUUCUUGGAUACGCACUCGCUCAGCAAUUUAACCAAAACAAUGUCACACCCGAAGCCAGUCCCUUCACCAGUUACAUCGAAUAUCUGGCCGGACAACAGCUUUGUCACAUCUUGGGCUUCAAGCUCGACCCUAAACUUGGCAAGCCUGCGAAAGCCACUUCGAGUGACCAGAACGAACCCUUCGGCUGGGGCCAUAUCACCGCUGACGGCUCCAUUGCAAAUCUGGAGUCGAUUUGGAUCGCUCGGAACCUCAAAUAUUACCCUCUCUCCCUUCGCCUGGCUAUGCAUGACAAUCCCGUGCUGGACUUCGUCGCUUCCACCUUCCGGGUCAAGCUCUGCACCGGUUCCGAGAAGCUCUUCUGUGCGUGCUCGCCUUGGGAGCUUCUCAAUCUCGAGCCCUCUACCGUGGUGGAAAUUCCGGAGCAGCUCUUCAAACGUUACAGCAUCUCCUCCGACGCCCUCUCCAACAUUCUCAGACCGUUCAGCAUUCAGACUAUCGGAAUGGAUAAGCUGAACGCAGCCUUCGGCAUCACCCGGCCCGCACAGUACAUGGUCUCUCUCGCGAAUCAUUAUAGCUGGCCGAAGGGGUGUGCUAUCACCGGCAUCGGCAGCAAGAACUUGAUUGAGAUCGGCGUGAACGAGGACAUCAGGAUGGAUAUCGAGGAGCUCAAGAAGCAGCUCAAUACGUGUCUCGAGACUCAGCAAGCCGUCUUCUGCGUGGUGGCUGUAUGUGGCACCACAGAACAUGGCGCUGUUGAUCCCGUCCGUGAUCUCGUCGACCUUCGCACGACUCUCGCAGCGAAGGGCAUGUCGUUCAUGAUACAUGGCGACGCUGCGUGGGGUGGGUACUUUGCAUGUAAAUACAAGGAACCACCUCGCGCGGGGGAGGCGCCUCGAAAGUACUAUGCGUUCUCCAUCGGUCUCAACCCCUGGACCAACACUCAACUUGGGAGUUUGCGCGAAGUCGAUACUAUCACCAUCGACCCGCACAAGUCUGGCUAUUCUCCAUAUCCAGCAGGGGCCCUCUGCAUGCGCGAUAGUCGCUUUAGGUUCUUAACCACAUGGACAAGUGCGUACAUCAACACGACUGGAGCGGACUACAACAUGGGCAUAUACGGUGUUGAAGGGAGCAAACCGGGAGCCGCGGCCGUCGCCGUUCUUCUUUCUCACGAGAUUGUUGGGCUGGAAAACCGCGAUCAGGGCGGAUACGCCAAUCUGCUCGGUACUGCUAUGCUUACGGGAAUUAAAAUGUACGGACAUUGGGUCACUGUCGAUCUUCUCUCCAAACGGCUACUUGUCACACCCGUGAAUCGGCUCCCGGUCGAACGCCAAGACGGCGGUGCUACGGAUGCUCAGAUUCGCGCGCAGAAGCAACGGAUCUUGGAUGACAUUCUUCGGAGGCCGAACGAGGAGCUUGAAGCUGACGACGACGCGAUGAGGCUGCUCGGGGAACUCGGCUCCGACACUAUGAUCAAUGCGUUUGCCUGCAACUUCCGGGUCAAAGACGAUGGCGAGGUUAACGACGACAUUGACUCUGCAAACUUCUUGAACAGUCGGCUAUACGAUCGCCUCUCCGUGCGCCGAGAACGAGACUUUGUCAACGAUCGACCGCUUAUCAUCAACCGUACUGAGUUCAAGGCCAGUGCUUACGGAGGCGCUUUGGAUGCCUUUAAGCAACGUAUGAAGGUCAAACCUGGGAAGGAAGACCUCGUCGCCCUUUCCAACGUAUCCAUGAGUCCGUUUCCGACCGCCGGCGACUUCUUGAUCGGUAUGAUGGAAGAGUUCAGGGUUGUGGCUGAACAGGAGAUCACAAAUUGUCUCGUCCGCAUCGAAGAGCGUCAGUCUAUCCAUGGCUUUGUCUUACAAGGCCUGCACACGGACUCCGCGCACCUCGUCUACCUCCCCAUGUUCCAUAUCAAGAAUCAACAGCGGCAACUGAUACUGCACGUUUCCAUGCAAUUGGAAGAUUCGCAGCUGGAGAAGCUCAAGAGCGCUUCUGCUCCGACUGCUCACACUUCUUCCAAUACGUUGCAAGGCCUGAUGACGCUCGACGACAUCCUCACUCAGGGCAGUUUCUGCGCUGACAUCUAUGAUGGUCUUCCCGACACCUAUACGUCCAAUGAAUCUGUCGUUUCCAAUGUGAAGUUCAAGAUCAAGGCAGUCCGUGUCAACGAGACACUCUCCCGGGACAAACUUUCUGCCAACUAUCCCAAGGCGACGCCAUUUUACUUGUAUGCCGGCGACGAUGGAGUUUACAACCUCGAUCACGUCCUUACGAAGGCCCCGAACGUUCAGCUCAGCGCCGCCGGCAUCGAUGUCCGCCUCGACUCAGCCACUCCCGCUCUUGAUCCCUCUAAACUCUACAAGGUCACUCUGGAUGAUUAUAUGGAACAAUUGAUGCAGCCAUUCAGCGACGCUGGCUUCUUCGUUCGCGAUCAAGAGCUCAAUGUCACCGUUCACGACGAUGCGAAGGUUGUGCGUAAGGGCACGGUCAAGCUCUCUAACCGGCUGAGCAUCGACUACGGCUUCCUGAACCAGGAGAUAGCUGCGGAUGUCUACAUCGUGGCUUCAGACCCGGCGAGCGGCUCAGACCCGCAGGACCACGCCGACGACCUUGUGACAGCCUUCCACAACGGCAAUAUCGAGUGGACGGACAACGUUGUCGUUGCCUUCGGUAAAUAUGCUAAAGAAAUCGGCAAUCCUUUGCCUGACGACGUCACCGUCACGCUCGGUGUGCCCGAAUCCUUACCCGGCGACGACGCGCGCUUUGCCAUAGUCAGUCGGUUUGUGUGCAAGCAGUCGUCAGACCCGGCGAUGCGGUCGUUGGUUUGGGGACAGGAGUGGGCCAAGAAGUUUACGGAGAAGACCAGGCUUGAGUAUGCAGGCUCGACUUGA